Suillus clintonianus is the source of this 1079-nucleotide messenger RNA. RefSeq lists its product as uncharacterized. Lineage: Eukaryota; Fungi; Basidiomycota; Agaricomycetes; Boletales; Suillaceae. The transcript has 8 exons. The coding region runs from base 125 to 1012 and encodes 295 amino acids. The record is from RefSeq and is a predicted model, not a curated record.
AGUACCGGUGUGCCCAUUGCCCACUGGAUUAGGGCGCUCUCCACAAUAGUACUAGUGGUUAUAAACCUACUCGCAGUGCUACACAGUCAUCAUUGCUCAGUCCCAGUAUCAUCUACCUUCAUCCAUGGAUCCUUCAAAGAUAAAAGAGAAAAUCGUUCGCUUUCGAAUCCUCAUCAUAGGAAGAGCGAACGCAGGAAAAACGACCAUCCUAAAGAGGGUUUGUAACACCAGCGAGAACCCAGAGAUAUUGAAUAGUGCUGGGGAAAAGAUCGAUGUCGAUGUUUUGAAGGAAUCCAGAGGGCGUGGAGAACACGACAUCAAGAACGAAAUGGUGUUUCGUAAAAAUCCAGGCUUCAUCUUUCACGAUUCACGUGGUUUUGAAGCAGGCGGCGAAUCCGAGUAUCACAAGGUGAACGCAUUUAUCGCAGCCCGUUCGGAGGAAAAAAACAUAAAGGAUCGUAUUCACACAAUAUGGUACUGUAUCCCAAUGGAUGAAGCAAGCAGGGCGUUCACCGAAGCCGAACUCAAAUUUUUCUCCCACUGUGAUACCGGAAGCAUCCCAGUAAUCGUAAUAUUUACGAAAUUCGAUGCCCUUUACGACGUUGCAUUCGCCCAACUAAGAAAGAAAGGAAAAUCAAGGAUAGACGCUAAGAAACUUUCUCCGAAGCGCGCCGAGGAGACAUUUGCGAACGGGUCGCAAUUGAAGUUUCUGUACCACUCUAAGGACAUUCGACGGCCACCAAAAUGCCAUGUAUGCCUCCCUGACAUGGACAAGGAUGAUGCAGACUGUGGGCUACUCAUCGAGCGCACAGCUGAAACUUUGGACAGUGAAGUGCUUCAGCAAUUGUUUGUCUCAACUCAGCAAACGAACUUGGAGCUCUGUGUGAAAUGGGCAGUAGAACGCGCACUUGAAAAAAUUGUUGUCUCUGAUGAGAAAAUCUCAUCUGAGAAUGCAAUAGCGAGCUUGGGUAGCUGGUUUCCACAUAUUUGGGUAAGUGUUCGCAGGGUGUGAGUGUCUCGACCCUCGUUCGAGCUCGAGCCAUGCUGAUCCAAGCCAUUGCCCACUGUUCGCAGUAUGU